UGGACGAGGCGCACGCUCGAUGCGAGGCAGCGCGUGCUUUCAUGCGUGCGGAGACCGGUGGAAGCGGUACCAGGACCACGGCCAGUCCUGGACGUCCACGUCGUCCUGGUCGUAGGCGUCGCCGCGCGAUCCGUCCCGGCCGGACCAGUUCGGAAAGUGGUUGAGGUGUCCAGCCGUCGUCAUCGUCGCGCCGACCACGCGGCACACGCGCGUACACGCACGUGCCUGAGUGCUCGGUGUAUGUGUGACAGGCGGCGUGAGCGCGACGGAGACGAGCGGCUACCGAGCGCGGCCGAGCGCGGGCGAGGAUCCGCGAUCAUAGCUCGCGGCGUCCUGCCGCGCAGCCGAUUGGUCGACGGCCCGAGGAAGUGGUCACCGCUGACAAGGGUUCCGAGCAGGCCGCCACGUGAGUCGAGUGCAGCCACCGCGAGGUAGAAUAGCGCGCGCGCCCACACACACGUACAGCGGAGAGACUUUUCGACCUUCCGCAUUUGGAGAGACACAGGGACGUCGCGGAAGCGACUGUGAUCCGGAAGUGUCUCUCCGGUGUCUGUGGACCGGUGGAGGACUCGCGAUGAACUCGCACGGGAGGGCGCUCUGAAAGAGAGAAGAACUUCACCUCUCUGAUGAAACACCUUGCUUCCCUCCCCUCGACCCCUCCCUCGGUUAUGUGUCACGGAAGGUCGUCAUGUUGCCCCGCGGCGGUGUGAGAAUCCCUCAUCGCCGAUGACGCUCGUUACAGGGGAGUGAGAUCGUAUCGGCCAGGAUCUCGCGCCAUUUGUCGAAAUGGGACCGAUGGAACUUGUGUGAUUAGGACAAAAACUCCGAGAGAGUGGUAGCCGCGAGGUAUCGUGCAAGUCACGUUACUCCGAUUACUUCCCCGAGACGCGCCGGUUACGAGGUGAAGCGGUGUUGUGGUCUCCGAGCGAGAGAGAUAGACGACGCACCGGCCGAUCGCUCGCCGGUCGCUCUCGAGAGACAAGAAACUCUUCUCGUAUCAGACUUCAGCUUCUCGUGUGUCCGUGCAAUUAAUACGCCGCGUGGCACACCGGCUGAUCACCCCGAUCGAGCGCGCGAAUCCGACGUUCUUUCCGGAGCGCGCAAGUGCGCCGCGGGCUGACGCUCCGACUUCGAUUCUCUUAAUUUCUGCCGCGCGACACAUUGUCGCGCACCAGCCACGUGAGUGAUCGAUCGCGACCUACGACAACGUCGAGCGAAGAAGAGACGCGCGCUCUUUCGCCCGCGGAGCGAGUGCUCGCGUAGCCGAGGAUGGAGGACCGACGAGCGCGAUCGAGGAUCGAGGACCCGGGGUUCCCAGUCCCCGCGGACCUCUAGUUUCCCUCCUCUAGCCGUGACACUCGGCGAGGUAAUAGCACGUUCUCCGAUCGUCGGCGCGACGAGGAUUCGUCGACGAGCGGACCUUUUGCGCGUUCCUUCCGCUCUCGAGCGAAGAACUUCCUCCUCGGGUGAGAAAAGGGAGGGAAGGAGAAGCCCGAAGCGGGAAAGUUCGAAUUGCGGAGGCACGUCGUUGCGGAAGAAGCCGCGUGGUCGAUCGAUCGAUGGUGACUCGACGUCAAGGACCGCCGCAGUGACUCCGGUGAACUCUCUUCGGUGAGAGAGAAUCGAGCGGGACGCGGGGAAGGGAGAGUGUGAAAAAGGUGGGUGCGUGCUCGGAGGAGGUAACGAAGAGAACUCGAACAGAGUCCGCCCGCCGCCAGCGAGAAAAAGUGUACCAGGCGUUUAACGCAACUCGGAUCAAGCUGGAUUUUCGCGCCCGCGAUAUAUCGCGCUUUCCGCUUGGGGACGUGAGGAGGCCCGAAGGAGCGUAGAUGAUUUCUACUGCCUGCGUCCUCGAAAGAGCUUCCAGUUCUAUGCUGGCGUACUUCCUCGGUACGACCUGGGCUUGCGUCGGAGUAGCUAGUAAACCGUAUCUCGCUGGCGACGAGAAGGAUAAGACGGGGAGGCACUCGGCGAGGACGCGGGUGAGCGCAACGAAGCGCGGGAGAAGAAGAAGAAGAGGCAGUCCGGAGAGCGCAGACGCAGGCGCCGUAGGUGAUGUGAGGCUGGCGCCCGCCUCACGUUUGGGGUGAUGCCCUCCAGUGAGCCCCAUCCCCCCCAGUACCACCUUCAACACCACAACAUUCCUCCCUCGCACCUACAGCAACACACGUCGAGCGCGAUCGGGCAGCAUCAGCUCUAUCAGCAGCUGGUGGCGGCCCAUCAUCAGCAACAGCAACAGCGCCAGCAGCAACACGGCGUACCCUUUCAAAAUUCCACGUACGCGCAGCAGAAGCAGGAGAUGAGCCCGGAGGAGGAGGGGGGCCGCGGGGGUGGGUCCCCCCCGGCGGCUGGGGCUGCUCUUCACCAGCCCCAUCACCCCCGCACGGCUAGUCCACCCUCGGGCACGGAACCCUGCACCCGCGACGCGAUACCGACACCGACGCCGAUCGCGGACACCACCACCACCACCACCACUACCAUGACGAUGCAGUCGCAGCAGCAGCAACAACAACAACAGCAGGGUCCGAGUCCGAGCCCGAGCCCGACGGGCGGCGACGUGGAGAAGUUCGACGGUAAGAUCGUCUACAACCCGGACGGGUCGGCCUACAUCAUCGAGGGCGAGAGCGAGCUCAGCGAGGACGACUCGUUGCCGGACGGCUGUAUCGUGGACGGGCGCGGUGUAUCGGUUCCUCACACUGUAGUUUUCCCACAUAUCGCGAGCGCGUUCUACGUGUCGCGGCUGUACGCGCAACAGGCGACCGCCUACCAGCAGCAGCAACAGCAGCAGCAACGCUCCGCGGUCCAGCAGCACAAUCCCGAUCUUCCGGUGAUGCACAGUUAUCGGGUGAUCAGUUACAGGAGCGCGGAAGGCAGCAAGCAACCACCCCCGGCGGCCGCGGUGCCACCGCCGCCUGCCGCCUCGGUACCUGUCAAGCCUAUUCUAAUGUGUUUCAUAUGCAAGCUCAGUUUCGGCUACGCCAAGAGUUUCGUCGCCCACGCCCAGGGCGAGCACCAGCUCACCCUGAUGGAGGACGAACGGCAGAUACUCUCUCACUCGACCGCGUCGGCCAUCAUACAGGCCGUGGGCAGGGGAAAGCAGCCGCUGGUCAGUUUCCUCGAACCUGUCACGAGCUCGACCUGCGCCCAGGUGUCGCCCGUGCAGAAUCAGCAGCAGCAGCAACAACAGAGAAACGAGUCCAUGGAGAACGAGACACCGACGACGACGAGCACGCCGGCGAGCACCCCCGGUGUACCGAGCAGUCCUCAGCAGCAGCAGCAGCAGUCGCACCAGCAACGGCCCUCGCCGAGCACCCCCACCACGCCCACCUCGCACUCGAGUCAUCCGCUCGCGUACAAUCAUCAGCAACAGCAGCAGCAGCACCAGUGGAUGAGCGCAGGCGCGCAGGUGAGCGCGGCCUCCUGGGCGAAGGCGUCCGACGCGAUGCACUACACCUCCCCGCCGCCGUCGAGCUCCUCCACCAAGGGAUCCCCGUCUUCGUACGUCGCUCUCACGCAACAGCCGCCGAACUUUCUCACCGGCACGACGAUAGGCGUCUGUCCGGAGCACAUGCAGGGCAGACCGAGCGGGGUGGAGUGCCCGAAGUGCGAGCUGAUACUGAACCGACACCCUCCCGGCGGGAUGCUCGCCGGCAUCCACAGCCGGAACUCCUGCAAGACCCUCAAGUGUCCCAAGUGUAACUGGCACUACAAGUAUCAGGAGACCCUCGAGAUACACAUGAAGGAGAAGCACCCGGACAGCGAGACCUCCUGCAUCUACUGCAUCGCCGGGCAGCCCCACCCGAGGUUAGCGCGCGGCGAGACCUACACCUGCGGCUACAAGCCGUACAGAUGCGAAGUGUGCAAUUACUCGACCACGACGAAGGGCAACCUCAGCAUACACAUGCAGAGCGACAAGCACCUGAACAACAUGCAGGAGCUGCAGCAAGGCGGCGGGGGUGGCUCCGGCAGCAGCAACCCCUCGUCGUCGCAGGACGCGCCGCUGCCGACGCGGAGCCCCCACCACCAGCAGAAUCACAGCCCGCACCUCGCGGCUCCGGGCGGCAAUCAGAGCAAGCCGAAGCCCACCUUUCGCUGCGACGUCUGCAACUACGAGACGAACGUCGCGCGCAAUCUGAGGAUACACAUGACCAGCGAGAAGCACACGCACAACAUGCUGGUGCUGCAGCAGAACGUGAAGCACAUGCAGACCCUGUCGGCCCUGUCCCACCACCAGCAGGCCCAGCACCACCACCAGCAGGCCCAGCAGCAGCACCAGCAGCUCGAGCAGUUGCUGCACCUCGGCGGCUUGGACAAGCCGCAGCACGCCGAGGCGGCCCUGGCCGACAUGGCCUACAACCAGGCGCUGCUCAUACAGAUGAUGACCGGCGGCCAGUUGCCGCCGCAGCUGCCGCCCGAGCUGAUGGGCGGCAUCGCGAGCAUCGGCGCGAUGAGCAACCUCGGCGGCGACAUCGGCCUGUCGCCGGACAGCAUGGAGCCGCCGCCGGAGCCCGCCGACCCGGACCCCGCGCAUCUCUAUCACUGCUGCGUCUGCAACAACUUCGCCACGGACUCGUUGGACGCUCUCGGCCAUCACUUGGGCGCCGACCGCACGAGGACCCGCGAGGGCGAGAUCCUCGCGGUCGUCGCCGGGCAUUUCGUCUGCAAGCUCUGCUCCUACAAGACCAACCUGAAGGCGAACUUUCAGCUGCACUGCAAGACCGACAAACACCUGCAGCGUCUGCAGCACGUGAACCACGUGAAGGAGGGCGGCCCGCGGAACGAGUGGAAGCUCAAGUACCUGGCGUCGCCGACCAGCGCUGCCCAGUUGCGCUGCCACGCCUGCGACUAUUACACCAACAGCGCCCACAAGCUGGCCCUGCACGCGGCCUCGCCCAGACACGAGGCCGCGGCGCUCCUGCUGCGCCAUCUCAUCGAGACCAGCAACAGCAUCCAAUCGCCCGGCAAACUCUAUCACUGCGCCCUGUGCGCGUUCAGCGCGCGACACCGGUUGCAGCUGCUGCAGCACGUCAGAUCGCUGCGUCACCUUCAGAUGGAGCAGCUGCACCAGCUCCAGCGACGGAACAGCUUCCAAGGGAACGAGACCCCGCACACCGACAUCGGCGACGUGUUCCAGGUGAUGAGCGACCCCGACGUGCCGUCGACGCAACGCUCCAGCCCGACCACGCCGAACGCCGCGAGCGCCAACAAUGAACGGCGGGAGGAGGGUAGCGAGUGCGGCAGCGAAGUGAAGCAAGAACCGGACAACGAUCCCGAGCCGGAAGCGGAUACCGAGAACGAUCAGGAGGACAUCGCGUGCCUGUACUGCACGUACCAGCCGACGUCGCGGGAGGAACUGCGGCAACAUCUGCAGGUGGCCCACGUUCAGGAUUCGGAGGAGAAGGCGGAGACGGUGAAGGAGGAGCCGACGCCGGACUUGCUGUGUCCGCUGUGCCAAGACAGCUUCAAGGAGCGGCCGGCUCUGGAGAAGCACGUGAUGCAGAUCCACUCCGUGAACGCGGACGGUCUGCAGAGGCUGUUGCUGUUGGUGGAUCAGAGCCACUGGCUGAACAACAACCCGCGCAACACCUCGACGCCGGCCGUGACGACGCCGACGUCGCCCACGACGAUGGCGAAGCCGCAGCAAGAGGAGGAGCUGAGCGAGCGGGGGGUCGGCAACGACGAGGUCGAGGAGAUCACGAGGUGCACCGUGUGCGGCCGGGUGUGCCGCUCCAUCGAGGAGCUGCAGCAACACCACCGGGAGGCGCAUCCGGCCGCUACGCCGACGCUGGCGGUCAGCGAGAAGCACGUGUACAAGUACCGGUGCGGACAGUGCAGCCUGGCGUUCAAGACCCUGGAGAAGCUGCAGCAGCACUCGCAGUACCACGCCAUCAGGGACGCGACCAAGUGCGCGCUGUGCGCGCGAUCCUUCCGCUCGGUGCAGGCGCUCCAGAGACACCUGGAGUCGGCGCACGCGGACCUCCACGAGGACGAGAUGGCUCAGUGCAAGCAGAGCCUGAUCCACGUGCACCCGCUGCUCCAGGCGUUCACGGAGGAGAUGCUGAGGAAGCAGGGCGAGCAGAACGCCGAGGACGAGGCCGGCAGGGGCGACGAGGAGGAGAGCGACGCCAGCGACUCGUCGCCGUUGCACAAGGAGCAACGUCUGCUGGAGGAUUACCUGAACAGUCCGCAGGUCGCCGAGGACACCUACCACGACCCCCUGCGGAAGUUCAAGUGUCACCGGUGCAAGGUCGCCUUCACCCGGCAGAGCUACCUCAGCGGCCACAACAAGACCCUGCUGCACCGCAAGGGCGAGAAGAUGUCUUACCCGAUGGAGAAGUACCUCGACCCGAACCGGCCGUACAAGUGCGACGUCUGCAAGGAGAGCUUCACGCAGAAGAACAUACUGCUGGUGCACUACAACAGCGUGAGCCAUCUGCACAAGCUGAAGCGGGCGAUGCAGGAGCAGGGUAACAACAACACGCUGAUCUCCGUGGUGCCGCCGGCCAGUCCGACCGAGUCGCCCGACUCGCAGCAGGACCAGGACAAGAAGCCGUACAAGUGCAACAUCUGCAAGGUCGCUUACUCGCAGGGCAGCACCCUGGACAUCCACAUGAGGAGCGUGUUCCAUCAGACGCGCGCGAGCAAGCUGCCGGACCUCGCCGCCAGCGGCCAGGUGGACCUCGCUCGGCCGUUGAUCGAGCAACCGCCGCCGUGCAGCCCGAACAGCCCGCCCGUCACCGCGAACCCCGGCAACACGGCCGGCGGGAUGCUCUCCUGUCCGCGCUGCAGCGCCCUCUUCGUCAAUCAGGAGCAACUUACUACGCACCAGCAGCUCUACUGCAUCCUCAGCAACCCGCUGGCGUUGUUUCAGCAACUGGCGGCGUCGCAGCAGCUGGCCACCCCGGCCAAGACUCCGCCGCCCGCGUCGACGACGCCCGGGCCGGACGUGCAGCAGAGCGUUCAGCACUCCUCCCAGGACAUCCUCUCGCAGCCCCGGCACAGGACCUCGCAGAUGUACAAGCAUCUGCUGGAGAGCUUCGGCUUCGACCUCGUGAUGCAGUUCAACGAGAAUCACCAGAGACGGCAGCAGAAGGAGGAGGAGGUGGCGGCCGCGCUCCAGGCGCAGCAGGAGCAACAGAAGCAGGAGCAGCAGAAGCAGGCUCUGGCCGCUCAGGCGGCGCAGGAGCGCGAGAAGGAGGCCGAGGAGCACACCAACCACGGGGUCAGGAACGAGACCACCGUCAGCACCUGUCAGCACUGCAACAAGGAGUUCAGCGGUAUCUGGGUGCUCAAGGCGCACUGCGAAGAGGUGCAUCGCGACCUCGUGCCGCACGAGUUCCUCGAGAAGUACGCCCAGCACAUCAAGUGCGAGUACGAGAAGAAGAGCGUCGUGGUGACCGCCGCGACCUCCUCGUCGACCACCACCGCGCCGCGCAGCUCGACACCCGCCGCACAGCCGCAGGAUCUCAGCUCGGCCGACAAGGAGUCGCGCGACAAGGAGAAGGAGGAGAACGACGGCAAGGAGCGCGUGAGCCGGACCCCCGAAGCCACAUCCACCACGCCGGCGACCACCCCGGCGUUGAGCAACACUCCCGUCUCGAGCACGGACUCCACCACUGCGAUGUCCGCCAACCCGCAGCAUCACGUUCAGCAGCAGCAGCAGCAACAUCAGCAACAACAGAUGCAGCCGCAAUCACAGCAGCAACAGCAGCAGCACGCUCAGCUCACGCUGGUGCAACAAAUGUCGGAAAUGCAGGCCGCGCUGAACGCAAUGGCGGCGUCGCAGCUGCAGCAUCAGCUGCAGCAGUAUCCGGGACUGAUGAUGGGGAUGAUGGGCCUGCCGUUAGGGUUGAACGCCCACGCUCUGGCCGCCAUGAACCUGCAACCGCCCCUCGUGCCAAUGAUGCUACCGCCACCGCCGUACGAUGGCGCCGCCGCCGGAUAUCCGUCGAUCAAUGCUCAGGCUGACCUCCUGGCCAAGCAGCAUCUCGCCCUUCAGCAGCAACAGGCAGCGGCAGCGGCGAACGCCGCGGCAUCGCAAAAACGUGCACGCACGCGUAUCACCGACGAACAAUUAAAGAUCUUGCGGGCGCAUUUUGACAUCAACAAUUCGCCCGGGGAGGAACAGAUUAUAGAGAUGGCUGCUCAGAGCGGUCUGCCGCCGAAAGUUAUCAAACAUUGGUUCCGCAAUACGCUGUUCAAAGAGCGGCAGCGCAAUAAAGACAGCCCGUACAACUUUAACAACCCGCCGAGCACCACUCUGAACCUCGAGGAAUACGAGAAGACCGGCGAGGCGAAGGUGACCCCGUUGAACUCGAGCGUGUCGGGCGGCAGUUCCUCCGACGACAAGAGCCCGAACAAACAGGCCUCACCGCCGCCGAUGCCGAACGUGAGCACCUCGCAACAGCAGCAACAGGCGGCCGAGAUCAAGCAGGAGGCGUCCGAACCGGCGCAGUGCCAACAGCAUCAAGAGGAGCAGCAACACCACUCGCCCGGGAGCUCGGGCGGGCAACAAUCGCGACCGCACUCGCCCGCCCUCAGCAUGAGCUCCGUGUUCUCCGGCAUCCACCACGACGUCUCCUCCCACGCUCCGUCGAGCACCCCGAGCGGCCCGAUGUUACCUCCGCCGAAAGUGACGCCGCAGAACUUCGCGAAUCCAACACCGGCCGCGGCCGGUGUCGUACCGGGCUCGAUCGCCGCGAUGGCGCUGACGCCGCAGAGGUCCCUCAGCCCGGGCCGUGGCCCGACCGAUUACUCCUUCGUCGGCAAUAGCAACGGCAGCAACUCCUCCGGCAGCAACUCCGGUAAGCGCGCCAACCGUACGAGAUUCACCGACUAUCAGAUCAAGGUCCUGCAGGAAUUCUUCGAGAACAACGCGUAUCCGAAAGACGACGACCUGGAGUACCUGAGUAAGCUGCUCAGCCUGAGCCCGCGCGUGAUCGUCGUGUGGUUUCAGAACGCCCGGCAGAAGGCGCGCAAGGUCUACGAAAAUCAACCGGCGCCCGAGCUCGUGAUACCGGGCGGCCGCGAGAACGAGGACGGUGGGGCCGCCGGCAGCGGCGGCAACGUGCCGGGUAGGUUUCAGAAGACCGGCUCGACCUACCAGUGCAAGAAGUGCCUGCUCAUAUUUCAGAAGUACUACGAGCUGGUGCGCCAUCAGAAGUCGCACUGCUUCAAGGAGGAGGACGCGAAGAGGAGCGCCCAGGCUCAGGCCGCGGCGGCCCAAGUCGCCGCGAUUCUCAGCUCGGAGGACAGCAACAGCAGUUCCACCACCACGGCGAACAACACGGUGUCCGGUAGCAACCCGUCGACGGUGUCGGCGCUCGCCGAGCAGCUGCAGCAGUCGUUGAACACCGUGACACCUCCGCACCAUCAGCAGCAGACCCAGGCCCACCAACAGCCGGCGCAGCAGCCGCCGCCCUCGCAGCAGCAACAGUCGCAGACCGAGUCGAAAGAAGGUAGCUUUCAAUGCGACAAGUGCAACCUGAUGUUCGGACGCUUCGAUCUCUGGCGCGAACAUCAAUUGGUACAUAUCAUGAACCCGUCCCUAUUCCCGCCGUCGUACCCGCCCGACUCGCCCUUUGGGAUCCUGCAGCAGCAGGCUCUCAACGCUACCAGCGGAGUCGCGGCUGAACCUUCGCAUCCUCUCAUCAGUCUGAUGCAGGACCGCAAGAGAAAGUACGACGAUUUUGAGGAGAGCACGCCCGGCGACAACCGCUCGAAUUCCGAGCACAACGAGCAGCCGAAGGACAAGCGUCUGCGCACGACGAUACUGCCGGAACAGCUGGACUAUCUCUACCAGAAGUACCAGGUGGAGUCGAACCCGUCGAGGAAGAUGCUCGAGACGAUCGCGCGGGAGGUUGGACUGAAGAAGCGCGUGGUGCAGGUGUGGUUUCAGAACACCCGUGCGCGCGAGCGCAAGGGCCAGUUCCGGGCGCACAGCCAGGUGAUCAACAAGCGGUGCCCGUUCUGCCCGGCGCUCUUCAAGGUGAAGUCCGCGCUGGAGACCCACCUCAGCAGCAAGCACGCCGACCAAGUGGCGCGCGGCGAGGUCAACAUAGACAACAUACCGGACGAGGAGCUCUCGAUGGAGUCGGCACCCUCCAACUCCAGUACCCCGAACAUGAUGCCGCCGAUGUUCCCGCCGUUCACCAGCGAGGUGGAGGCCUCCCUGAAGAGAUACUACGAGGAGUCGAUGAAGCGAUACAUCAGCGAGCUGCAGGCGCACGCCAGCAACGGCAAGCAGGAGACGUCGAAUCACCAGGCCAGCAGCGGCGAGUCUCCUCUGGAUUUGAGCAAACCAGUCGACCUCAGUCGUCCGAUGAUGAAGCUUAGUUUGGGUGGUUUGGGCAAUCUCCUCGAGGAGCAGCACAGCUCUCAUUUCCGUGGCGGUAGCGAUUGCGGCCCUCUUACCGAUCUGUCCGAGCGCAGCGUCUGCGACGAGGACAGCAUGAGCGAGACCACGGAGUUCCUGGACGAUGAGAGCGGACCGGCCAGUCCAGCCUCGAGUACUCAGAGCUCGAGGCAGGGUCCUGCCAGCGGAAGCACCGGGAAUACCGCGGGCGGGCCACCGGUAACCAGUGGCCAGUCCGGCGGCAACGCCAGUCAGUCCGGUGGCAAACGGUAUCGCACGCAAAUGUCCGCCACGCAAGUGAAGGUGAUGAAGUCGCUCUUCUCGGAUUACAAGACGCCGACGAUGGCUGAAUGCGAGAUGCUCGGCCGCGAGAUCGGCCUACCCAAACGAGUCGUUCAGGUCUGGUUUCAGAACGCUCGUGCUAAAGAGAAGAAGGCCAGACUAGCAGCGGGUCUUCCGGCGGAAGGGUCAGCCGUGCAACCGCAUCGCGGGCCGACCGGGCCCGACGAGUGUAGGCUGUGCUCGGUUCGUUAUUCGGCCAAGACUCCCCUUCAGGAACACGUCUUCUCGCGGCGGCAUAUCGAGUCGGUGCGCGUCGCCGUUGAAGAAGGCAGCCUCGUACCACCGACUCCUGGAGCACCCAUCGUGCCCGGUGGCAGCGGCGCCGUUGGUGUAUCGGGCAUCGGCAACUCGUCGGUGGUCGCCGCGGUUAGUCAGCAAGUCAACCAGCAGCAGCAACAGCAGCAGGCGGACGAAAACAUGAUGUACGGAUCCUUGUUCCUCCACCCCACGGCAAUGUUCCAAUCGCAGCAGCAGCAACACCCCGCAGGCGCUGCUACGAGCACAACUACGACCACGGCUGUAGCGGCUGCGGGCUUGAGCGGUGGCCUACUCGGAAGCGGUCUGAUGCCGCUGCACGUGGAGGGCGGCGCGCAGGUGCAAGUGCCGCGGUCCCUGAUGCAGGCGUUCCUACAGCAAGACCCGAACCACCCCGGCGUGGAGACGGUCCGUCUGCCGAGCCUGGCGCAGUGCGCCACCGACGAGAACGGGCCGUUGCCGCAGCAUUGUCGCGAGUUGGAGACCGAGCUGUGUCUGGUGUGCCGGCGUUGCAGCAGGGCGUAUCCGCAGGAGUCGUCACUGCUGGCGCACCAGCGCUCCUGCUACCUGGGCAAUCAGCAACGUCGCGGCGCCCUGCGCCUCGUGCAGGCGCGCUACGCCUGCUCGCUGUGCGAGUUCUCUCUCUCGGUGCCGACGCGCACUUACCCCACCGUGAGUGAGUGGCGUCGCCACGCCGAGACGCUGCAGCAUCGCGCGCGCUUUGAGGCCGCCCAAGAACGCCAGCAGCAGCAGCAACAACAGCAAUUCGCCAGCGUGGACGGCGGUGCGCAAUCCGGCGAGGAGACGAACCCCCUCACCGACGAGAUGGAGAACGUCGUCAACCAGAUUACUCUGCUGGCGGCGCGCGCUGCCGCCGAGAGCACCACCAGUCAGCCUCAGGCUGGCGAGAAGACCAGCCAGGACAACAACAACGGUCCCGACGUCAAGCGACAGAAACUGGUGCAGGAAGUGGCCGCCCUUGCCGGGGCACGUUAAACGCCGCCCGAGGACUGGGAACUCGGGGCUUGGUCAGUCUACCGGUCUGUCCUCCCGGAGACGGGGAUGACGUGUGCGACGGCACGGACCAGGAAGACGAGCAGGUGCGGAGGAAGUGGAGAAUGCGGAAGAUGCAGAAAGAGGCUGGGGAAGGCUGGCAGAGGGAGAGACGGCAAUCGACGGACGUCGCUUGGAGGAGAUCGGACUCGAGGACCUCGCAGUGGACGAGCAAUGUUCCUAACCGGCGAUUAACGGGGGAGCACGGGUGUACACCUCGGUGAAGAUCGGUCGGGUGCGCACACCGGCUUCUUCAUCGCGGACAUUGGGGUGCACAC
Molecule: messenger RNA, 12282 nt
Organism: Dinoponera quadriceps
Lineage: Eukaryota; Metazoa; Arthropoda; Insecta; Hymenoptera; Formicidae
Product: zinc finger homeobox protein 3-like
Exons: 8
Coding region: 2090-11947 (3285 amino acids)
Biological process (GO): regulation of transcription by RNA polymerase II
Cellular component (GO): nucleus
Molecular function (GO): zinc ion binding; DNA-binding transcription factor activity, RNA polymerase II-specific; RNA polymerase II cis-regulatory region sequence-specific DNA binding
Source: RefSeq, a predicted model, not a curated record